CCAUUGACUAUAACCAUGCGGACGCAUCGAGCUGACUGAGCUGAGGGGCGGGAGUCUCCUAGCUUGCGAGUCUCGCUGAGUUCUCAAUGGAGUCAACUUAUCCUUCGCAGCUGGUGGGAUGGCUGGUCUGGGGCAAGGUCAAGUCGCUGCCGUGGUGGCCCGGGCAGGUUAUGCACCCGAGCAAGGGUCCUCCAGAGGUUCGGAAAAUGGCCGCGAUGAAGUCCAACUCUGGCAAGCUACUCGUCAUGUUCAUGGGUGACAACAAAUACGCAUUUUGCACACGCGACAGCGUUGUGGACUUCGCAGAGUGGAGGGAACGGCACACGGCCACAAAUUACCAGAGCAAGUUCUGGAGACUGGGCGUCGAGGAGGCCGAGGAACUCCUGGCGCGCCGCGCCGGUCUCCAGCCCGCCACCGACUAUGACCCGGUCGAUUUUGCAGAGCGCAAGAAAACCAAUUUUGUCAACCUUGCCAAAGCCUGGGCUGCAGGUGGCUCGCCAGGAAAGAAUGCGGGCGCAGGUACCGGCAACAAUGGCAGCCCUGGCUCAGGCUCCGGACGCGAGUCCGCACGCGGCAAGUCAGCCGAGCCAGCGCCCAAGGCGGCGGCGGGCUCUGCCGCAGCAGGCAACAGCGGCGGCCCAGCGACUCGCAGCAGCCCAGCCAAAGACGGCAGCAGUGGGAAGGAGCCCAAUAAGGAGGGCGCCGGGAGGGCGGGCGGCGGAGGCAAAGACGCCGGCGCGGGCAAGGACGGCGCUGCCGCUGGAAAUGACAAGGACAAAGAAAAGGACAAGGAGGCGCCGGCGGCUGCGAAGGAGGGCGGCCGGGACUCUAGGGAGGCGCGAGCGGCGGCGCGUGUGGCGAGCCGGGAGGGCGCUAAGGAGCCCGCGGCCAUUGGUGGCAGCGCUGGCAAGGCUGCUGCCGCGCCCGCGGCCGGCGGGAAAGAUGCAGCGCCGGCUGCGGGAGGCAGGGAGCGGCGGCACAGCAAGGAGCAGGCGAGCAAGGCGCAGCAGCCGCAGGGCACCGCGGCGCCGACUGCUGCCGUGGCUGCGGGGGCAUCAGGCUCUGCCGCAGCUGCUGUUGCCGCCGCUGCCGGCAAAGAGGCCAAGGAGGCAAGCGGCAAGGAGGCCGCGCCAGCCGCCACCUCUGGCGCCGCCGGCGCCAAGGACGGCAAAGACGGCAGUGCAGCCAGCGGCAAGGAGAAGGAGGCGGGUGGGAAGGAGGCCGCCGGUGGGAAGGAGGGCGCGCCGACGGUGCUGACUCGCGCUGCUUCCGCCUCCUCUCCCAGAGGCGCGGGCGCCGCCUCUCCCCGGACCACCUCUGGCUCGACGCCACGUGCGCCCGGGGGCUCUCCAAAGCCCCCCGCGGCAGAUUCUCCCAAGCCGGGUGCAGCAGCGGGAGGCUCGCCAAAGCCGGGUGGCGCGGGAGCCAAGGGAACAGCGGAAAGGGCCGGGUCGGGCAAUGCGGGGCUGGGCUCGGCGCCGGCAGGCCCGCCCAAGUCCCACCGCGCCAGCGGCGCAGGCACAGACGACGGCAAGCCUAAAUCCAUUGGCGGCGUGCUGUUGGAGUGGGCAAGGUACAUGCCGCUGGUGACGGCUACGCGCAAGGGCGCGGAGGCGGCGCCGGCAGAAGCGGUGCUGGCGCUGGCGCGGCGAGCAGCACGGGGAGAGCUGGUGUUGGGGGUGCGCGCGGCCGUCGGUGCCGCCACCGGUGGCGCAUCAGGCGGCGCACCUGCCAGCCCAAGGACAGCAGCAGCGGCCACGCCGACCGCAGCCCCGCUGGGGCCGCCGCUGCCGCCUGCCGACGAGGCCGCAAUGCAGCUGCUUCAUUCGUACGCGCUGCAGCGGCGCCUGCGCGGCGUCGACGACGCGCUACGCACCGGCGCCGCCGCAGCCCUUGCGGUGGUGGAGCAGGAGGCGACGGAGGCGGAGGCCGCCGCCGCGGCGGCGGCCAAAGUGGCGGAGGCGGCGACGGUGAACAAGCCCACCCAGCGGCUGACGCGCGGAAUGAUUGCGGCAAAGGAGCAGGCAGAGGCGGCGACGAAGAAGGGCAGGGGCUCGGAGCGGCCCAGCACUGGGCAGGUAGUGUGGCACGAGACGCAGGCGGUGCCGAACCCCGCGGCCAUUAACGUGCCGGCGGCGGUGACGGACGCACUGCGGAAGACGCUGCAGCGGGCAGCGGCGGCAGCUGCUGCCGCCUCCAGGCCACCCGCUGGCGGCGAGCCGGCUGCUGAGGGCAAGGGCGAGGACGCGGCCACGGCACAGAGGGAGUCCACGCCGGCUGACCAGGCGGCAGGGGCGGCGAAGGCGGGCGCCGAUGCGGGUUACAAAGAGUCGCUGGCUCAGCCGCAGGGGGCGGCAGCGGCAGCGGCGGCGCCAGCAGCGGCGGACGACCAGCCGGACGGGUCCACUGCUGCUGGAGCCUCCAGCGCUGCUGUGGCCACGGCGGGAGGCGCAGCGUCAGGCCUGCUGCCGCUGCCGCCGAUGCCGCCGCCGCAGCUAUCGGUGGACUUCGGUGCUGAGGCGCGGGCCAUGCAGGUGGAUGUCGUGCUCAAGGUCAACGGCAAGAUGCUGCCGUACCUGUGCGCCGGAGUGGUCACCUGGCCUACAGCGGCAGCAGUGGCGGCGGCCGGCAUCGCCGCUGCAAAGGCACAGGCGCCGGCGCCGGCGCCGGCACCCGCUGUUGAGGCGGCGAAGAAGCAGGCGCGGGAGCCCAGCAACACGGGGGCAGCGCCGGCCGUGGCAGCGGCGCCGGCCGCGGCGUCGCCGGGGGCGAAGGCGCCAACAGGUACAGAAGCAGCGGCGCCGGCGGCGGCGGCGGAGUCAACGGCGGCGAAGCCUGAUGGUAAGACGACAGGCCCAGCUAAGGCGCAGCAGCAGCAGCCGAUGACAGCGGACAAGCCGGCUGCGUCGGAGCCUGCAAAGGCGGCAGCUGUAGAGGACGGCGCUGCAAAAGACGGCGCUGCGGCGGGGCUGACUGGAAGCGCAAAAGAGGCCGUAAAGGAGGCGGCCAGGGUGGCGAAGGAGCAGUCUGUGGACGCAGAUGUGGAAAUGGCGGAUGCGCAGUCGCCCGCAGCUGCCGACAGUUCCAAAGCGGCGGAUGUGGACAUGAAGGAUGCGGGUGAUAAGGCGGGCGGUGCGACGGAGGCGCCCACGCCGGCCGCAGCGUCCCCACCUGCUGAGGACGGUGUAUCAGGGGCGGCUGCCGCCAAGCCAGCGGCAGGGCCGGCCGACGCACCCGCCGUGCCGCCUGCGGCCGCCGCCGCAGCCGUUGUCGCGGGCACUUCUGCGAAGGAGCCGACUGGCUCCACUGCUCCUGGCGCCAUCACUACCACGGCAGCGCCGGCCGCCCCUGCAUCCGCUUCCACUGCUGCCGCCACCAACCCUACCAACGCCACGACCACCAUGCCCGCACCCGCCGCGCCCUCCACGCCAGCGGCACCACCGCCGCCGCCGGCAACGCUGGACGUGUCCCACGCGCUGGCGCCGUGGGCGCGUGGCGAGAUCCGCGUCACCUCCUGGACGCUGGUGGGGCCGCGGCUGCUGCUGCUGACAGUCUCCGCCGACCGUAAGCGCGACGGCGGCAUGGGCGGCAUCAAGCGCGAGGCGCGGCUGCUGCUGGCGGAGGCGCGGCAGCGCGGCACCAGCCCUCUCGGCGGCGAGGACGGCGAGGCCGCGGAGGGCGCGGAGGGCGAGCCCAAGCUGAAGCGGCGGCUUAGGUCCGCCGUGUCGCCGCCGGCGUCCGGCGCGGCAGGAGAGGCGGGCGAUGCGGGAGGUGCAGGCGGAGGCGGAGGCUCUGGCGGCGGCGCGAAGGGCGAGGCGCUGGGCCCCGCGGGCGCGGCGCUGGCGCGCUCGCGGAUGCUGCAGCAGAAGCGGCUGGCGGGCCACUCGGAUGGCGGCGCGGGCCCGGCGGGCGGUGCUGCCGGUGGCGAUGCCGCGACACGGGCUACCCCAACCUCCAGCGCUCAGGGCGGCGCCAACGGCACUGGCGGCGGUGCCAACGGCGAGAUGCGGCCUGUGAAGAAGAUCAAGCUGGUGCGCUUCCCUGGCGCUGCCGGCGCGAGCAGCGCGGGCGGCGGCGGCAGCGCCGCCGGUGGCGGUGGCUCAGCGCCGCCGCGGAACAGUAGUGGCGGCGGAGCCGCCGCUGCGGCGGGGCCUGCGCCCGAACGCAGCGUGUACUACACCGGCUAUGAAGCGGAGUGGGAGCGGGACUACUCGUACCCGCCCUGGCUGCCAAAGCCUACCGUGAAGGGUGCCUUCAUCACCGUCUCGCACGCGAUCAGCCAGAGCAUGCAGAACCCCUACGCUGCGCGCCGCGGCAAGGUGCAGGGCAACGGCCCGCGCGCCAGCAGCGGCGGCAGCGGCGCCUUCGCCGCAGCGGCGGCCGCGCAGACGCCGCAGCCUGGCGGAGGCGGCGGCGGAGGCAGCGGUUCCAUGCCGUUCCGCCAGCCUAACUAUAACCACUCGUACAACCACCACCACCACGGCCACAGCGGGCACGUGCAUGGCAGCCACGGCCACCACCCCCACUCCGGUUCCAACGGGCACCACAGCCACCAUCAUCACCACCACCACAGCCACCACCACCAUCACCACCACUACAGCCACGGCCACCACGCGCAUACCGCGCCGCCGCCGCAACCCACCUCCUCCGGCUCCUACGGUUCGGGCCGGCCAGGCGCCGGCGGCGGCACGGCUCGUUCCGCCUCCAUCCCGCGCCGCUCGUCCGGCUACGACGGCGCAUGGCAACCCAGCGGCACAAACGCCCUGCAACUGCCCUCGGCAUUCGAUGACGAGCGCACAAGCGGAUACCGCCGGCUGGCGCCGUGGCCCGCUGGCGGCGGCGACGGCGGCGCCAACAGCGACUAUGAGGCUGGUGGCGGCGGCGGCAGCGGAGGCGGCUGGCCGUCGGCGACGCCCGUGGCGCCGCUGCCAGCCGGUGGCGAUGGCAGUGGCGAGCAGAUACUAUUGGACAUCCGAGUGGGCGACGAGGCGGAUGUGGAAGCGGUGCCGUGCGACCCGCGGCCGGCGGCCGCCAUUGCGGCGGCCGGCCUGCAGCUGCCGCUGUCGGAUGGACGCGGGCGCUCCGGCAUGGCGGCGGGGGCGGGGGCGGGGGCGGUGCUGCAGCAGCAGCAGCAGCAGCAGCAGCAGCAAUACUUGCUGCCUGCGAGCAACCCCAGCGCGCCGGCUGGCAGCACCUAUACCACACCGUUUCACCAGUCCUGCAGCCAGCAUCAGCAACAGCAAGAGCAUCCGCAACAGCAACAGCAGCAGCCCUACCAGCACCACCACCACCAUGACCACCACCACGCGGCGCAAACGGGCCCAUCCAUCUCGCCAUUCGCGAUGCAACCCGCCGCCGCCACCACACCAUUCAGCCCCACUGCCGCGGCUGCGGCUGUGGCGGCGGGCAAUCCGUACGGCGGCAUGACUCCUGCCGAUGUGGACUUGGCGCUUACGGCUGCCAUGUUAGCUGACCGCAAUCUUUCCGUUUGUGAAUCCGCUAGCAUUAACCAGGCGGCGGCGGCUGGCACCGACGGCAAGCAGAGCGCCGCGCAAGGUGGAGAGGCAGGCAGCGGGCCAGGCGGCGCCGCUGCAGGGACCGAUGCCGAGGGCGGCGCGGGCGCGGGCGGUGGCGGCGGCGGCACCCCGGUGGCGCGGCUGUCGGAGCAUGAGGAGGAGGAGGUUGUGCGGCUGCGGCGGGAGUGCGAGAGCCUGCGCGAGCAGCUGAAGCUAAGGGUGACGCCGGGGCUGAUGGAGCCGCUGCCGCCGCAGCAGGGCCUCAGCUACAGCCAACUGGUGGCGCAGGUAGCGGAGCGCGUGCUACAGCUGGCGCUGUCGCUGCCGGCGCUGUCGGCGCCCACCAAGCAAGUCUUCAUUUGCUACAGCCGCACGCUCACGCACGAGUCGGCCUCCGGUGGCGCCGGCAGUGGCAGCAGCAUUGCCAGCAGCAACCCAGCUGCGGCGCCUGGUGUGGAGGGUGCGGAUGGCGGCGCGGCGCCGGAGGUGCAGGGGCCGUGUGGCGUAAGGAGCCUGGGCGUGGCGCGUGUGGCGGCAGAGCUGGUUCGCAGCGCGGCGGCGCCGGGGCUGCCGCUGCACCCGGAGGAUCGGUGGGCGUUUAUCAACUUGGCGGCUGAGCUGCUUCGGCCGUGAGCGAAUGCCGUAUUGAGGGGAAGCGCUGUGGCACGGUGCCGCUUACUGCCAUCAUGUACGAGGCAGUGAGGCGGCGAGGCAGUGAAGCGGUGGGCAGAGACAUCAGAUUGUGGGGGAGACGCAAGAACACGCGAGGCGGAGCAGUGGUAGUAAUUGCACGACGGAUACUUGCAACACGGGCUUGUGGCCAUUGUCACGGCAUUCGUGUGAGCGGACAUGGCGCACUGGCAUGGGAUUGCAGCCGGGCUGAUUAGCAGUGACGAGUGCGCGACGUUGCGUGCGGUUCGGACUGGACCGACAGGGGUCUCAACGGAUCAGGUUGGUUGGCAAUUGGGCGCGAGUGGGCUGAUCGGCCAGGCUGGACUGGAUGGCAAACUGACUACCGUAUGGUGCUGUUGCGUGUGGGACUCAAACGUGACAUGCGACUUUGGGUCAUACGAUAUGUGCGGCAGUUGUCGGCAGAUGACCCAAGCUUACGCUGGCUGCGGUUGGCUGCUGGUGCAUGCUUCCAAUCGCCUGAUAUGGGUUGCUUUGUCCUACUUGGGGACGCUAAGUUUGCAUGCUGACAGAGGCAGUGAGACGUGAAUGCUAUGUAGGUUGUGGUCGGGGCAGUGGGCAUAAGCGUACUUUCAUGCACCUGCAUGGCUGGCCGUGCACACGCUCGCUGCAUGAGUCUGUGAUGCCCCUGUGGGCUGUGGCGCACCCUGUGGGGCCAGCGUUCCAAGGGACUUCGGCGUUACUUGAUCGGCGUUACUUGGCCUGUUGAUAAUUCCUUACUGAGACGGCACCGCGCGUGCAUGCAUCGAGGAGGGGGGGGGGCUUCCCCCCGUCUGCGUGCUCUGAAGAGCACAUCUGUGAACACUCCUGCUCUGC
Molecule: messenger RNA, 7022 nt
Organism: Chlamydomonas reinhardtii
Lineage: Eukaryota; Viridiplantae; Chlorophyta; Chlorophyceae; Chlamydomonadales; Chlamydomonadaceae
Exons: 9
Coding region: 87-6149 (2020 amino acids)
Source: RefSeq, a predicted model, not a curated record